Molecule: messenger RNA, 3510 nt
Organism: Gadus macrocephalus (Pacific cod)
Lineage: Eukaryota; Metazoa; Chordata; Actinopteri; Gadiformes; Gadidae
Gene: gsg1l
Product: gsg1-like
Exons: 5
Coding region: 1585-2484 (299 amino acids)
Cellular component (GO): plasma membrane
Source: RefSeq, a predicted model, not a curated record
UCCAGUAUGAUUAAAUCCAAAGUAUAUUUUGGUGAUCUUGGUCAUUCACUUGGUGGUAAUCCUCAAUCUCACCACUAAACUCUCCACACUUGACCUCUCAGCACUUGCCCGUCGGGAAGUCUCAGCGACGGCUGUCUGUAGGAACAGAAGAGGCUUAAGCCCACAGUAUCUGUCUGCCCGCUGGCCUUCAGCCCCUCUCUGUUCCUCUACAAUCACCAGGUUGUGCCCACACACUCAGGCUUAGUCAAAGCUGUAUCUGGAAAUGUGUCGUCUUGUUAUCUUUUAUCAAAUCCGAUCAGUUUUUGUCCGUCCGCUGAAGAAAUCCUCUCUGGCGAUGGGCCGAUGGAUUUAUGUAAUGUGUGGUGUGGCGUGUGUGACACACUGUCAUUAUAUAAAUAAUAAUGUGUCGAUGCAUAGUCGAUUGAUACAUACGUUAUGUGUGUUUAUGUUUAGAUGUAGGCCUAUAAAGAAAAAUAGUUUGAUUAAUUUGCAAUACUGGUUAGGAAAUAGUUUGUUUCCAUUUAGCCUAUAUAGCCUAUAAUAGGUCUAUUUGAAAUCGAUCUGAUGCUAAAUCAUUUCAAUAUUCCAUUUCCAAAAGGCUAAGCAGCAUGUGUUUCGGAUGGAUCCCCACAUCUUAUCGCCGACAGGUUCAGUUGAAGUUAAUUUAGAACCGAAAUGUUCCCUCAACCUCCGACUUUUUAAUCACAGCCCGAAUCUUCGCUGGUCUGAUUCUCUCUAAUUGAUUGGUAUUCAAUCAAUCCAAACAAAAUUGUUCUGAAAGUCGAAUAAAUCGUACAGUACUGAAGUACAAUUAAAUGCAUCAUGAUAUUGUAUCCAACAGGUGAAUAGUGUCUUUGAAACAAACCUUUUUUGUAUUCGUAAUUUAAGUUAUUUAUUUCGUUUAGUGUUUUAUCGAGCUAAGAACACGUGGUGGGGGGACCAGGGCGUGGUGGGUGAGGGGUCCCGCGUCCUGCCGGAACCUCAUCACUAUCAAGUACCCAAUCAAGAGACCACCAAGGCGGGACGGUUCUACUCUGCGCAUCCUCCUUACCAGGCUCUCUCAUCCCACCUGGAACGGGAUGCACCAUGCACCGGCGUUAUUUCGAGAAAGAGGGCGGGACUUUCAUUAACAUGGGUUUAGCAGCGAGAGACGAGGGAAAUGGCCUUCCGGCAGAGGAAGAAACGUUUCCCUUACAUGUUUCGGAAAAUGCGCUGUCAAUAUUUCCUCAGGAAGCCGUGGACUGCUAACUGAAGCACAUAGCUUAUGGGAAUUAAGAUACCGGAAGCUGUGUGGAGGUAGACCGGGAUAACGCAACAAGUCAGGAUCCUCUCCUCGCCUAACCCGUGGGAAAUAAACCUUUAUUGGAGGACUUGUGGCGAACGACGGCACACAACGCCGAGGAUCACACUGGUCCCUGCGUGACGUCUGUGCACAGAGGGAGACGUUUGGACAUCAUAGCUGUGCUAAAAUCAACAGUUUAUUUAACUUUUAUUUCAUAAUGGGAAUUAGUUUCGGCGUGCGUAAAGAUCGGUCCUGUUUGCACCCAUGAACUUGUUUGGGGGCCUGAUUCUUCUUCAUGGACCAUGAAGACCACGCGUAAAUGCAGGGCGUUGAUCUCAGUGGGGUUGAACUUCCUGGCUCUUUUCUUCUCCAUCACAGCGUUCAUCACCACCUACUGGUGCGUCGGGACGCAGAGGGUACCCAAGCCCAAGUGCUCUAAGCUGCGGACGCACCAGUGCAUCGACUACGGGGUGAACGAGACGGACCCCAACAAGGUGGUCUACAGCUGGGAGACCGGCGACGACCGGUUCCUCUUCAGACAGUUCCACACCGGGAUCUGGUUCUCCUGCGAGGAGAACAUCAACGACGAACGUGAGGAAUGCAGAAGCUUCAUCGAUUUGGCCCCAGCCUCAGAGAAAGGCAUCCUGUGGCUGUCGCUGGUAUCGGAGAUGCUGUACAUCCUCCUGCUCAUGGUGGGCUUCAGCCUGAUGUGUCUGGAGCUGGUCCACUCCAGCAACACCAUCGACGGCCUCAAGCUCAACGCCUUCGCCGCCAUCUUCACCGUUCUCUCAGGUCUGCUGGGCAUGGUGGCCCACAUGAUGUACACUCAGGUCUUCCAGGCCACGGUGAGCCUGGGCCCGGCCGACUGGAGGCCCUACAACUGGGACUACGGCUGGUCCUUCUGCAUGGCGUGGGGCUCCUUCACCUGCUGCAUGGGCGCCUCCGUCACCACACUCAACUCCUACACCAAGACGGUCAUCGAGUUCCGGCACAAGAGGAAGACGUUCGAGCAGAGCCUGCGGGAGGAGCAGGCCCGCGAGGCCUUCGGCUACUUCAGGGAGCGCGGCCUGCACUCCGUCUCUAAGGACGUGGACGACUACCCCGGCCUGACCCCCCAGGGCAGUCGGCGCUCCCCCGCGCACGGCUCCCCCUCCCUGGACCUGAGCGACACCACGGGGUCGCUGGGCGAGGAGCAGUGCUGAGCGGGAAGGUGGAGUCGGGGCAGCGGGGGCCGGUCGUAACGUCUGGGGUCAUGGAGCUGUAGUAGGGGCAGCAGGGGCCGGUCGUAACGUCUGGGGUGAUGGAGCUGUAGUAGGGCAGCAGGGGCCCGUCGUAACGUCUGGGGUGAUGGAGCUGUAGUAGGGGCAGCAGGGGCCCGUCAUAACGUCUGGGGUCAUGGAGCUGUAGUAGGGGCAGCAGGGGCCGGUCGUAACGUCUGGGGUGAUGGAGCUGUAGUAGGGGCAGCAGGGGCCCGUCGUAACGUCUGGGGUGAUGGAGCUGUAGUAGGGGCAGCAGGGGCCCGUCGUAACGUCUGGGGUGAUGGAGCUGUAGUAGGGGCAGCAGGGGCCCGUCGUAACGUCUGGGGUGAUGGAGCUGUAGUAGGGGCAGCAGGGGCCGGUCGUAACGUCUGGGGUCAUGGAGCUGUAGUAGGGGCAGCAGGGGCCAGUCGUAACAACCUCCUCCCAGGAUUGUGAGGUCAUCAUCCCCUGGUUUGGCAUGAUUGCGUCGAGGGAUUUCUGAAGCCAUUAGUGACUCUGGUUCAACCCCCCCCCCCCCCCCCCACCCCCUGAGAAGCUGGACACCAACUGCUGCAGGGACUGAUUUGUAGUCAUUGGUUGGGUGGACAAUAGAACUACAAGUCCCACGUGGAGAGAGGGUGGGCAGGAUCAUCGUGUGGCCCGGCGUUAGGGCUGAACUGUUUGAAGGAAUCACCGUAAAGACGAACACAUCUCACUCAACACUCUCAAGUCUCUCCGUGUAUACCGACGCCGUAAGCCUUACACACUUUAGAAAACACAGUUUAGAUGCACUGCACUUCAAUGAAACCCCUCAUCUUGUGACUCAUCAAAGGAGGGUGUAAAUAGUAUUGGUAAUCUGUUCAUUAAACCUCAACUGUUUGCUGUCUAUACCGUGCCUGCGUGCAUCAUAUUUACAAAGACAAAAAAGGGCGAUUGCAACGUAUCAUUAUUCAUGAAUAAAAUGAUACCUUACAUUUUACAGUAAAAAAA